Messenger RNA from Fraxinus pennsylvanica, 1638 nucleotides. The record is from the annotation of a GenBank genome assembly. Lineage: Eukaryota; Viridiplantae; Streptophyta; Magnoliopsida; Lamiales; Oleaceae.
AUGGCUGCUUUCGUCAUGAGGAUGGUCUUCAGUUUUAGAGCUCUCCCUAUUCUCGCCAUCUGUACUUGGUUACUCUUCAGUGAAUCUUUCAGCUAUGCUGCUGAGAGCGAUGUCAACUGCCUAAAAGCUAUAAAAUCUUCUUUGAAAGACCCAAACGGUUACUUAACAACUUGGAAUUUCGAGAAUAGAUCUGAAGGUUUCAUCUGUAAAUUUAUUGGGAUUGACUGUUGGCAUCCGGAUGAGAAUAGGGUCUUGAAUAUCAAGCUGGGGAACAUGGGACUUAAUGGCACGUUUCCAUUAGGUGUUGCUGGUUGUUCGUCCAUGACGGGGUUAGAUCUUUCUAGUAACAAAAUCCAUGGAAAUAUUCCAAAUAACAUCUCUCAUAUAGUUGGAUUUCUGACGAGUCUCGAUCUUUCCAACAAUGAGUUAUCAGGAGAGAUUCCUGUAGAUAUUUCCAAUUGCACUUACCUGAAUGUCCUCAAACUUGACAACAACCAGUUAACAGGCCAAGUCCCUGCACAGCUUGCUCAACUUAGCAGAAUCAAGGAAUUUAGUGUGUCAAACAACCAAUUGACUGGACCAGUUCCGAACUUCUCAAAAAAUGAUGGUAUUACUUCAGAGAGUUAUGCGCAUAAUCUAGGACUUUGUGGCAAUCCGUUGCCGCCUUGUGAAGGUGCUUCCAAGAAAACCAACAUUGGACCAAUUAUUGGGGCGGCUCUUGCAGCUUUUGGUGUGAGUAUUGACAUGUUCGUCUGUAUUGGCAUGUUCUUCUAUAUGCGCAAGGUGGCUAGAAAGAAGAAGGAAGGAGAUCCUUUAGGCAACAAAUGGGCAAAGAGUAUGAAGGGUUCCAAAGGCAUCAAGCUUUCAAUGUUUGAGAGGUCUGUUUCCAAAAUGACACUAAAUGAUCUCAUGAAGGCUACCAAUGACUUCAGGAAAGAGAAUAUAAUUGGGUCAGGAAGAACAGGGACAAUGUACAAAGCAGUACUUGAAGAUGGCACGUCUCUUAUGGUGAAGAGAUUGCAGGAUAGUCAACAAUCAGAGAAAGAAUUUGUGUCUGAGAUUUCCACUCUAGGAAAUGUAAAGCAUCGGAAUUUGGUUCCGCUUCUCGGCUUUUGCAUUACUAAGAAGGAAAGACUCUUAGUCUAUAAGCACAUGACAAACGUCGACACUCAUUUGAGUACUUUUAUAAAUGGUGAAUUCGGGGACUUGGGUUAUGUUGCUCCGGAAUAUGCAAGAACUCUGGUUGCCACUCCAAAGGGGGAUGUCUAUAGCUUUGGGGUUGUGCUUCUCGAGUUAGUAACCGGUGAGAAACCGACUUAUGUGGCUAAAGCGCCCGAAAGCUUCAAGGGAAAUCUAGUUGAGUGGAUUUCCCAACUCUCUAGUACCUCAGAACUUCAAGAUGCAAUCGACAAGUUGUUGGUCGGGAAAGGGUACGAUAGUGAGCUUUUCCAGUUUCUUAAGGUUGCUUGUACCUGUGUGUUGCCGGCUCCUAAAGAGAGGCCUACCAUGAUUGAAGUGUACCAGCUUUUGAGAGCUAAUGGACAGCGUAUUGACUUCACCACAGAAGACGACGUUUUGGCGUUAUCGGAAAAUGGCAAAUUUUGGUGUUAUCCGAUAAUGGCAACGCUGAUCAACUAG